GAUAAUAGUUGCAUGGUUAGAAACUAUCCUUCCCAGAAACAACAAGUAAGAACUCUGGGCAUUGUUUAUGACCAAAGUGCAAUGUUCUGGAGUAUGUAUUAACAAAGUCUCGAGACCUUCCAUACAAAUGAGCUUGUAUCAUCUUUAAUUCCAUAUAGCAGUCAUGGCCGUACGUAGGAUAAGCCCUCUUGGACGCCGCAUUUUCUUCAUAUUUUCAUUCAUCACUCUUACAUUAAUUUAUCUUUACAACUUCUCAAAGCCUCACUAUAUCCAAAUUCCCAACUAUGCGCCCCUCAGAAAAACCAACCACACGUCAAAAGUCGCAAUCGUUACAUUCCUAUCCGGUGGCGAAGAUCCAUCCUCGCCCCCAGAAGACGACUUUUAUUUUCAAGCCGUCAGAACACUGACGUAUCAGCUCUUGCACGAUCCUCAAACACGGUCAAAGAGAACUGAUGUCCCCUUUCUUGUCCUCUGCACCCAAAGCGUUGCCACUUCAAAAAUCAGACGUUUAGAACUUGACGGCGCAACAGUGAAAGUUGUACCCGAUGUGCCCGUUUCCUUCUGGAUAUCGACAGGAGUCACACGAUGGAAAGAUCAGUUCACCAAACUGAGGAUAUUCGAGAUGGUAGAUUACGAGCGGAUUUUGUUCAUCGACGCUGACACAUUGAUUGUGGAGCCACUGGAUGGGAUUUUCGACGAAGUGAUGAUACGAAAUCCCAUGACUUCACUGCUACAUAGGACCAAAGAGGUAAAGCACGACGAAAAACCAAUACCCAGCAACUAUACCUUCGCCGCCCGCAGCGACAAUGCCUUCUCUGGAGAAAGAAACCACCCUUUUCCUCCACCCCCGACGGACAGCUUCUCAGCUGGAUUCUGGAUUACAGCACCUAGUAAGGAGAUGUUUGACUACUUAAUGAGUGUGAUGGGACAUUGGAGGAGAUUCAAUCCGCAUACAAUGGAGCAGAGUUUGUUGAAUUAUGCGUUUCGAAGGGAGGGACCAAUGCCGUGGUUCGAAUUGGGGUGUGAGUGGAGUGCUACGUGGCCGAACUUGAAGGAUUGGGAGGCAGGUGUGAAGAGCUUGCAUGAGAAAUGGGAUCGUACGGGACCGAAGGAGAUGAGAGAGAAAUGGUCGAAAGUGAAGAGUGAGAUGGAAGUUUUUCAACAGAGACUUCAGCAGUGAUAUUGAAUAAUAGGCCGUUUGAAUCA
Messenger RNA from Botrytis cinerea B05.10, 1206 nucleotides. RefSeq lists its product as hypothetical. Bases 164 to 1180 code for a protein of 338 amino acids. The record is from RefSeq and is a predicted model, not a curated record. Gene Ontology annotation, biological process: protein N-linked glycosylation. The transcript has a single exon. Gene Ontology annotation, molecular function: glycosyltransferase activity. NCBI's taxonomy places the organism in Eukaryota, Fungi, Ascomycota, Leotiomycetes, Helotiales, Sclerotiniaceae.